Strongylocentrotus purpuratus (purple sea urchin) is the source of this 3372-nucleotide messenger RNA. RefSeq names its product lactase-phlorizin hydrolase. Gene Ontology annotation, molecular function: hydrolase activity, hydrolyzing O-glycosyl compounds. The record is from RefSeq and is a predicted model, not a curated record. The transcript has 5 exons. Bases 150 to 1796 code for a protein of 548 amino acids. NCBI's taxonomy places the organism in Eukaryota, Metazoa, Echinodermata, Echinoidea, Camarodonta, Strongylocentrotidae. Gene Ontology annotation, biological process: carbohydrate metabolic process.
UAAAUCACGCUGAUUGCGUAAGUCAAAGUUUGCGAACACACUUCACUCUAAGAAUGCUUCAUAUCCUAUCUUGUCAAAUACACUAAGAAUUUAUCAGAGUAUUAUACGAGUGUGUGGAGUCAACAGGUAUCUCCUUUCGAUUAUUCAAAAUGGAUCUUCUUCAAAUGACAUUAGUGUUUUCUUGCUUACUGAUUCCCGUGAUCGGACUCGACGAGGAACCCGAGUUCGUUUACCCCGAUCGAUUCAACGACCCUGAGAGAGAUGCUUUCCUCUACGGAACCUUCCCUGAAGGUUUCAUCUGGAGUUCAGCGACGUCAUCAUAUCAGAUCGAAGGAGCUUGGAAUGAAGAUGGAAAAGGAGAGAGUAUUUGGGAUAGAUUCUCCCAAGAGGGAGGUAAUGUUGAGAACAAUGAUACUGGAGAUGUUGCUUGUGACAGUUACCACAAGUAUAAAGAAGAUGUUGCUUUGAUGAAGGCGAUGGGUCUUAAGUAUUAUCGCUUCUCAAUCUCUUGGCCUCGAGUUCUCCCUGACGGUACUCUCAACAAUGUCAACGAAGCCGGCAUCGCUUACUACAACAACCUGAUCGAUGAACUCCGACUCAACGACAUCACACCCAUGGUCACUCUCUAUCACUGGGAUCUACCUCAAGCAUUACAGGACGUAGGGGGCUGGGCUAAUGAAACCAUCAUUGAUCACUACAAUGACUACGCUGAACUGUGUUAUCAAAGGUUUGGUAGUCGUGUUCCCUUCUGGAUUACAUUCAAUGAGCCAUGGAUUGUCACUCUACUAGGCCAUGGUGUGGGAUACUUUGCUCCUGGUAUAUCUGAAGAUGGGACUACUAUCUAUGUAGUAGCUCAUAAUAUUAUCAAAUCACACGCUCGAGCAUGGCAUACAUACAAUGAUACCUACAGACAACUACAGAACGGCCAAGUUGGGAUCACUAUGAACUCAGAUCACGUAGAGCCAUACGAUUCAACCAACCAAGAUCAUAUUGACGCAGCUGAUCGAUGUCUACAGUUUCACUUCGGUUGGUGGGCUAACCCAAUCUUCAAGAAUGGUGAUUAUCCUGAGGUUAUGAAGACUUCUAUAGCGAGUAAGAGUGCUGCUCAAGGCUUCACUAAGUCUAGACUUCCUGAAUUCACCGAAGAAGAGAAGGAAUAUAAUAGAGGUACGGCUGAUUUCUUUGGUCUGAACCAGUACACUACCCUCUAUGCUAAUAACACACCGGAUGAUGAGAGCAAUCCCCCUGGUUACCUCAAGGAUCGUAAUGUUCUGACCUUCGUAGAUGAAGAUUGGGAGACAGCAGGUUCAUCUUGGUUAAAGAUUGUACCAUGGGGGAUUAGAAACAUACUCAAAUGGAUUGAUUCACAGUAUCACGUGCCCAUCUACGUCACAGAAAAUGGCGUAUCCACACAUGAUGUAUACGAGCUUGAUGACGUCAUCAGACAGAAGUACUACAGGGCCUACAUCAAUGAGGUCCUUAAAGCAAUCAAACUAGACGGUGUUGACGUCAGAGGUUAUACUGCGUGGUCACUCUUGGACAACUUUGAAUGGGCCUCUGGGUACAGUGAGCGGUUCGGAAUGCAUUACGUCGACUUCAAUGAUCCCGAGCGACCACGAACAGCUAAGGAAUCUGUGAAUGUCUACUCUAAGAUUAUAGCUGACAACGGGUUCAUCAAAGAGGUCUCAACUACUCCUGCAACUCAAUACACUACUGCAAGUGCGCCAUCUAUCAAUAUUUUGAGUCAUAUAACAUGUAUUUGUUUCUGCAUUCUCUCAAACGUCUGGACGCAAUAAAGCUGUUAUCAGUGUUUAUAAUUAUGGUAAAUGUGUUUUAAAUUCAUUUAAAUCACUUGAUAUAAUUGACAUUUUACGUUUCAUACUCAUAGAAAUGAGUUAGGAUUCUAUUACAUGGCUUUUAAUUGAAGUUUCCAAUCGUUCGACAGCAUAUACCUUCAAAUUAUAAAGACCUGAAUUUGAAAAUUUAGCUGACAUUGGUUAUCUACCGUAUCUGUACUACAAGUUGUAUUAUGCAUCAGUUUGUGACUAAUAAUGGAAAUUUAAACAAAACAAACAACCGCUUGUAUUUUUUCUUGAAGAGGAUAGUUAUCGGACAUAAUAAUGUGUUACAUUAGAUAUUGCAAAUUCGUACCCUUUCGAUUGAAACUUGUUGCUUUCAACUUGUUCGUGGUUGGAAAAAAUAAAUGUUGAAAGAUAUAGAUAAAAGGACCUCAUCAUUAAUUCUAUAUUCUAUUAUUGCUUCAUCAUUAAUCAUUAAAAUUCAAAGUCCAAAUAUCACAUCAAACCUUGGUGAUUUCUUAGUUUACAUUUUCUUAAAACUUUAGCAUCCAUACUGGUUUUUAUUUGGAUCGUAAAAAUCUACUAGUCUUUCUGAAACUCUGACUGAACAACAGGGGAAAUGAAAAGAGACAUGAGAGAUAGUGAAUCCUGGAAUAGACGAAGGGGAGCGAAGGGGAGUAAGAGAGAGUGAGAGAGAGAGAGAGAGAGAGAGAGAGAGAGAGAGAGAUGGGGAGAGAGAAGAAUAGAGGAGAAAAAUGCAAGCAUUUUCUAGUCUGUAAAAUUCAAUAUAAUAAACGAUGAUAGCCAGGUAUCUAUUUGUCAUAUAAGAACGGCCCGACAACCCACAUUGGAGCAUACAAAAGGUCUUUUAGAUUUAUGCCUAAUGAAAGCAUCCCAACGUAUUUAAAGAAAUCAAAAGAAUUUCUAGUAGUGAAAAGUAGCUGGUCUGCAUUCUCGAGAAGAAUCACCAAGUGGUCAACGUUAACACAUGGGCUGGGUCAUGGAGCCCCAUUCAGUUAUUUUUUAUUUGUUUAUUUAUCUUUCAAUUCCGAAAGGGUACCUAUUGAUAUCAGGUAUAUUUGAUGCUCUGUUUAAGGUAGAAUCAAGACUGCCGAGUCACGAACUAUCUACUACUUCUUGUCCAAAAAUUGUUGGUGUCUAAGGAGCAUUCAUCUUUUUUUCUCUCUCUCCCUCUCUAUUUUGUUUCGGGGGGAGGGGGCUUCUGCACCCCUCCCCCCCCCCGGAUAGGCUAUUAUAAGAAGAGUUGUAAUUGUUUCCGUUUUAAUAAGUGGACAUAAAAUGACUUCUAUUAGUGAAGGCAUAUAUUUUCAUCUAUUUUUAAAAAACUUGCAAAAUGGCAUUCUUACGUGUCGCUUUCUCGAUUAUGAUAAUGUAUCAGUGAUGCAAUUUAGGUAUCAUUGGAAAGGUGAAGAGUUUAAAUUCAUUUAAUCCAGGAAUACAAACCCUCACGCAAUAUACGGUCAUCUCCACAAAAAUAUUAAACGUCCUGUCUACUUCGGUGUCAACUCUUUCUUAUGGUCAUCGCUCUUUCUGCAAAGCUUCUGCUGAACUU